Molecule: messenger RNA, 1329 nt
Organism: Cryphonectria parasitica EP155
Lineage: Eukaryota; Fungi; Ascomycota; Sordariomycetes; Diaporthales; Cryphonectriaceae
Product: family 31 glycosyltransferase
Exons: 1
Coding region: 1-1329 (442 amino acids)
Molecular function (GO): acetylglucosaminyltransferase activity
Source: RefSeq, a predicted model, not a curated record
AUGACGAAUUGUCAAUCCUCCUUCGACCACCUCAGACGGUUGGGUCUCAGCAGCACCAUCAGAUACUCGAGAAGGUGCAUUCAGCCUGUAUUUCCAGAUUCUAUAAACAGAGAUGUGGUCGCAAACAUCAGUUUCCCUCUGAUCAGAACCACGAAGACCCUGAACCUGAGUGAUGAGUGUCCCCUGGAGAUUGGUGAGUUGUCUUGCGACGAUCCUAUUGAGCUGCCGGUGCCGUCACCAGACCCAAGAAGCAAAGGACAAUACACACAUCUCGUCUUUGGGGUGGCAACCACCUACUCCCGCCUACGAGACUCGAGAUCUACAAUUACGCAUUGGCUCGCCGACUCGGGCGCCAUCCUGAUCUGCCUCCUCACCGACAACAUCCAGGACCUACUCGGUCUCAACUUGUCCGCCCUCGAGGACGAGUAUGCCUCCUCUGGGGUGGCCCUUAAGCUGGUCUACAAACACAACGAGCACCACACUACCGAGCAGUCGCACAUGCUCCUCGUCCGCGACAUGCUCGCGGCCGCCCCGGCCGCCCACUGGCUCGGAAUCCUCGACGACGAUACUUUCUUUCCCUCCCUCCACGCCAUGGCGACCAUCCUUGCCGCGCAUGACCACACGAAGCCCAAGUACCUCGGUCAGCUCACGGAGCACGCCCAGCUCCUACCCCAGGGGAUCCUCGGUGCGUUCGGCGGCGCGGGCAUUUUCCUCUCGCUCGCCCUCGCGCACGAGCUGGAGCCGCACCUUGAUGAGUGCCUCAGCGACCGGGGCGGAGACAUGCAGAUCAUGGACUGCGUGCACGCCCACAGCACGGCUCGGCUCACGCGCGUGGACGGCUUGUGGCAGGCCGACCUCAUUGGAGACUCGGCGGGCUUCUACGAGAGUGGGCGGCGUGUGCUGAGCAUGCACCACUGGAAGAGCUGGAAUUGGCUGCCCGUCGCCGAGAUGGCCGCCGUGACGCGGGUGUGUGGCGACUGCUUCCUAGAGCGCUUUGUCUUUGGCAGUGGUGGGGACCAGAACAAGCCUACCACCGUCCUGAACAAUGGCUACUCGAUCAAUGUGUACGAUGGCAGCAUGGGACUGCCAGAUCUGAGCAGGACCGAGCAGACGUGGGACGACUGGGAUGGCAAAGAUGCGUGGAAGGACUACGAAUGGAGCCUGGGCCCGCUAAGGCCCAAGGUCGACAAGAGUAUGAAGAAGUCAUACUGGCUCGCGGCGGCCUGGGAGGACGGGAAGACAGGUGCGCUGGUACAGGUCUAUCUGCAUCGCGAGGGAGAGGAUGGGGGAGAUGAUGAGGUGGUUGCGUUGGUUUGGCAGUCUUCGUAG